Messenger RNA from Amborella trichopoda, 3740 nucleotides. Its product is annotated as phosphoinositide binding protein. The record is from RefSeq and is a predicted model, not a curated record. Gene Ontology annotation, molecular function: metal ion binding; protein binding. Lineage: Eukaryota; Viridiplantae; Streptophyta; Magnoliopsida; Amborellales; Amborellaceae.
CUUCCGUGCCGAUUUCAGCAGAAGAAACGAAAAUAGGAUACGAGCGAAGAAGAUUGGACUCUGUAAAGGAGUCAUUAAUUUUUGGGCCUCUUUGAUUUUCCGAUUGUUACUCGAAUUAGAAGGAAAAAAUGUUAGAGAAAAUUGGGCUGCCUGCAAAACCAUCUCUUCGUGGGAGCAAUUGGGUUAUUGACGCAUCGCACUGUCAGGGAUGUUCUUCUCAAUUUACCUUCUUCAAUCGCAAGCAUCAUUGUCGAAGAUGUGGAGGCUUGUUCUGCAACAACUGCACCCUGCAGAGAAUGGUUCUCAGGGGGCAAGGUGAUUCUCCAGUGAGAAUCUGUGAUCCCUGUAAAACACUUGAGGAUGCAACACGUUUUGAACUUCGUUCUGGACACCGGUAUCGAGCUGGUAAAGGUGGAUCAAAGCAAGCACCUAAAUUGGAGAAUCAAGCUGUGGAGCAGAUUCUUGGUGCUGACAGAAAACAACCUCUUCAAUCAGUAGAGGAAACCAACCCUGAUGAGGGUUCUGAUCUUAAUAGUGCUUUCACCAGUGGUUCCUGUUCUACUUCACAGAAAAGCAUCACCACUCACGAGAGAAAAGAUGAUAUCCUUAGGAGUAACUCAAUUGAGGUAUGUAGACAAGGUUCAGAUGAGAUGGACACCCAAAGCCCAGACGAGUUGCGAAGACAGGCACAGGAAGAGAAGAAAAAGUAUGGUAUACUAAAAAAAGAAGGUAAAUCUGAUGAAGCACUUCGAGCCUUUAAGAGGGGCAAAGAGCUUGAAAGGCAAGCGGAUGCAUUGGAUAUUGCAUCGAGGAAGAGCCGGAAAAAGGCUUCAAGCUUUAGCAAUCGAGCUUCAAAUGAGAAAACUGAUGGGUCUGUAAACUCCACAAGUGGUACUAAGCUUUCAUCGGGAAGGGUAAAGGAAGAAAAGAAUGACCUCGCAAGUGAACUGAAAAGCCUUGGGUGGUCUGAUGCAGAUCUGCACAAUGGUGAUAAGAAGCCCAAAAAUCUCAGCUUUGAGGGUGAACUCUCAAACCUUCUUGGUGAAGUUCCUCAAAAAUCUAGUUUUGGUCAGGAAUCCAGUGGGAUUGAAAAGUCCCAGGUGCUUGCUCACAAAAGAAAGGCUCUUGUUCUUAAGCGUGAAGGUAAACUUGCAGAAGCAAAAGAAGAACUCAAGAAGGCGAAAGUUUUAGAGAAACAGUUAGAGGAACAGGAGUUUUUUGGUCAAGAUGAGGAAUCUGAUGAUGAGAUUGCUGCACUGAUCAGGAGUAUUAAUGCUGAACAGGAAGAUGAUUUACCCACGAAUAUUGAACACCACUCUGGCUUUGAUUUCACCCAGAUUCAAGACAUUGGAGAUGAUGUGGCCCUCGAAGUGACUGAUCAUGAUUUGAAUGAUCCAGAUAUAGUUGCAGCCUUGAAAUCUUUUGGCUGGGGUGAAGAAAUGGAUGAGACAGAUACCAGUGCAUGUGAUACUGCUCCUAAGGAUAGGGAAGCAUUAAAGGCUGAGGUGCUUUCCUUGAAAAGAGAAGCGCUUAGACUAAAACGUGCUGGAAAUGCUUCAGAGGCAAGGGAGAUACUAAAGAAGGCCAAACUACUAGAGAAAGACCUUGAGAAUUUGCAGUCUCAACAGGGUGACGGGCUUGGGGCCUAUGAAGAAACCAUUACAACUGCUAGUUUGACAAAGAAAAAAUCAGAUAUUCAGAGAGAGCUGUUAGGCCUCAAAAGAAGGGCUCUUGCUUUGAGAAAGGAAGGACUAGUAGAUGAAGCUGAGGCAGAGCUAAGAAAAGGGAAAGUCCUUGAACAAGAACUAGAAGAGAUGGAAAACAAUUCCAGUAGGACUACUGAAGUGAGAUUUAAUACAAAGGGUCUAAAACAGGGCAAUACAGGCAUACCUGCUGGGGAUUUGUCUGCUCGAGUGGACGAGGAUGAUGCAGAUGUAUCAGAACAAGAUAUGCAUGAUCCAGCUCUAUUAUCUCUUUUAACUAUUUUGGGUUGGAAGGACGAUGACCAGCCAGGUAUCUCCAAUUCAGAAACAGGAAAUGUCAGAAUUGAAGGGAAAGACUCAGACUCAUCUGAAAUGAUGAAAGAUCCGAGAGUGCCUAAGGAAUCUUCUGAAAAAAUAUAUAUUGAUGUUGAGUAUUCGGCUAUUAUCUCUCCUGUAAUCUCAUUCCGCCCGGUAAGAAGUAAAGCAAAUGUCCAAAAGGAAUUGUUAGGGAUAAAGAGAAAGGCUCUUGCGCUAAGAAGGCAAGGAAAGUCCGAUGAGGCGGACGAAGAGUUGCAGAAAGCCAAGGUUUUGGAGGCUGAGAUGGAAGAAAUAGAGUCUUCCCAGAAAACUCAAGUUCUGGGGAAGAAAGAUACAGAUCUUAAGGUGGAAAACCAAGGCAGUGUGCCCAUUGCCAAUAAAGAGGAACAAGGUAAGAAGGUUGCAGAGGGAGGUAUAAGUGAUGAUAUAUCAUACUCAGUAAACAUGGAUUUGACAGAGAACCAAGCUUUAACUUCAAAAGUAACUGACACUCAGUCAGUGCAAAUACUCGAUCUUCUAUCUGGGGAUGCUUAUACGACAAACAAUUUGAAUUCAGCCCCAAUCAUUUUACCCAACGACAAUCAUUCUGUUCAUCAUGAUGCUUCUGAAUUUAUUGUAGAAACUCAAGGACCAUCAAGCAAACCAGCUGAAAUCCUCAAAUCAGUGGUUCAUGUAUCAGAAAAAUUGUCCACUCCUAAUGAGAGGGGAGAACAGUUUGUUCAAGCCAUGGAGAGUAGCCUUAUCCAUGAAGAGGAUGCUGCUAAUGAGAGGAGAGAGAAGUUGGCUGAACCCAUGGAGAGAAAGCAUGUCCAUGAAGCAGAUGCUUCAAUAGAAACAAGUGCUCCUAAGAUCUCUCUCGCUGUUCCUAGUGACCGAAACUCUUCUCAGCUAGCUGUACUUGCUCAUAAAAAAAAUGCUCUAGCACUUAAAAAAGAAGGGAAGUUAGCAGAAGCCAAAGAGGAGUUGAGGCAGGCUAAGCUCCUAGAGAAGAGCAUAGAAACAGGCCAAGUUGCCAAUACUACACCAUCAGUCUCCACUUCAGAUGAUAUUUCAAACAUUAAAGAGGAAAAACAAAAUCAACCCCGAAGACCUAUUUCAAGUCGUGAUCGUUUCAAAUUACAGCAGGCAUCAUUGGCACACAAGCGCCAGGCCCUUCGACUGAGAAGAGAGGGCCGGAUAGAGGAAUCAGAAGCAGAAUUUGAGCUUGCGAAGUCCCUUGAAGCACAAAUGGAGGAGAUAGAUGGCUGUGGCUUGGAGGCUGAUAAGCAUGGGGCUAAUGAUGUUGAGGCAGGAGAUGAAGCCAUAGUUGAUGAUCUUCUUGAUCCUCAACUCUUGUCUGCACUACAGGCUAUUGGAUGGAAUGAUGCACAUACUUUCUCAAAGAAUCCAAAUAACUCUUCAGAAGCCGAAGUGAAGGCGCCAUCAAAGCCACAUGCGAUACGGAUUAGUAGUAUUGGGGCGAAAGGAAACUCUAGUGUUGAGAGAGCUAAUCUGGAAGAAAAGAUGAAAGCAGAGAGAAUGCAAGCUUUCAAUUUGAAAAGAGCAGGGAGACAACCUGAAGCAUUAGAAGCACUUCGUCGGGCCAAGCAAUUUGAGAAGAGACUAAAUCAAUUGUCAUCAUAACUUCGUGAUGUACAUGUACAUUAUUUCAAAUUUAUUGUAUAGGACCUGACAAUAUUUAUAGGAUGCAAUGAAACUUAAUGGGUUUUGUUAGUUUGU